GGUUGGCCGUGUGGGCCGGGUUUGGUCUUUGGAGCCGGAGACGCAGAUUCGCUGUGACGGUGCGGCCGGAGCUAGUCCAGGCGGGAGUCAGUAUUUGGGGCGAGAGGUUCGCCACUGGUCCAAAGAAGACCUGAAGGAAGACGGCGUCAGUGUCCGCCGCGACUCCUGCCCAGUCCCCUCUUCGGUGUUUUCCUUCAGGAAAUGAAUCUGUCGCCGACACUCGAGAGUCCAGUGACUCGGCAGGAGAAGAUGGCGACCGUGUGGGAUGAGGCCGAGCAAGAUGGAAUUGGAGAGGAGGUGCUCAAGAUGUCCACAGAGGAGAUCAUCCAGCGCACACGGCUGCUGGACAGCGAGAUCAAGAUCAUGAAGAGCGAAGUGUUGCGCGUCACCCACGAGCUCCAAGCCAUGAAGGACAAGAUCAAGGAGAACAGCGAGAAGAUCAAAGUGAACAAGACCUUGCCGUACCUCGUCUCCAACGUCAUCGAGCUGCUGGAUGUUGAUCCUAAUGACCAAGAGGAGGACGGUGCCAAUAUCGACCUGGACUCCCAGAGGAAGGGCAAGUGUGCCGUGAUCAAAACCUCCACACGACAGACGUACUUCCUGCCUGUGAUUGGGUUGGUGGAUGCCGAAAAGUUGAAGCCAGGAGACCUGGUGGGUGUGAACAAAGACUCCUACCUGAUCCUGGAGACCCUGCCCACAGAGUACGACUCCCGGGUGAAGGCCAUGGAGGUGGACGAGAGGCCCACCGAGCAGUACAGCGACAUCGGGGGCCUGGACAAGCAGAUCCAGGAGCUGGUGGAGGCCAUCGUCCUGCCAAUGAACCACAAGGAGAAGUUUGAGAACUUGGGGAUCCAGCCUCCUAAGGGGGUGCUGAUGUACGGGCCCCCAGGUACUGGGAAGACCCUGCUGGCCCGGGCCUGUGCUGCACAGACCAAGGCCACCUUCCUGAAGCUGGCCGGCCCCCAGCUGGUGCAGAUGUUCAUCGGAGACGGUGCCAAGCUGGUCCGGGACGCCUUUGCCCUGGCCAAGGAGAAAGCGCCAUCUAUCAUCUUCAUUGACGAGCUGGAUGCCAUCGGCACCAAGCGCUUUGACAGUGAGAAGGCGGGGGACCGGGAGGUGCAGAGGACGAUGCUGGAGCUCCUGAACCAGCUGGACGGCUUCCAGCCCAACACCCAAGUGAAGGUCAUCGCAGCCACUAACAGGGUGGACAUCCUGGACCCCGCCCUGCUGCGCUCGGGCCGCCUGGACCGCAAGAUCGAGUUCCCCAUGCCCAAUGAGGAGGCCCGGGCCAGGAUCAUGCAGAUCCACUCCCGGAAGAUGAACGUCAGUCCUGACGUCAACUACGAGGAGCUGGCCCGCUGCACGGAUGACUUCAACGGGGCCCAGUGCAAGGCCGUGUGUGUGGAGGCGGGCAUGAUCGCACUGCGCAGGGGCGCCACGGAGCUCACCCACGAGGACUACAUGGAGGGCAUCCUGGAGGUGCAGGCCAAGAAGAAAGCCAACCUGCAGUACUACGCGUAGUGGCGCCCCGGCCUGCCCUGCUCCCUCGUCGGCCAGUUUGUAAUAAAGGUGGUUUUGGGUCCCUGCCA
Oryctolagus cuniculus (rabbit) is the source of this 1589-nucleotide messenger RNA. RefSeq names its product proteasome 26S subunit, ATPase 3 (gene PSMC3). Gene Ontology annotation, molecular function: ATP binding; ATP hydrolysis activity. The record is from RefSeq and is a predicted model, not a curated record. Lineage: Eukaryota; Metazoa; Chordata; Mammalia; Lagomorpha; Leporidae.